Messenger RNA from Camellia sinensis, 604 nucleotides. NCBI's taxonomy places the organism in Eukaryota, Viridiplantae, Streptophyta, Magnoliopsida, Ericales, Theaceae. The record is from RefSeq and is a predicted model, not a curated record.
CCCGGAAGAAUGAACCCAUCUAAAACCCUGCGGACUGUUCCAUACCCAUUUCAGCAACCAUCCUUGCAAAACCCUAAAACCUUAACGUUCCACAAUUUCACCAUCUCCAAUGGCCUCUCGAUAUCGCUCAAUAUCCAGACCUACUUUUAACCUUCUCAAAUCCACUAUAUCCACUCCCAAACCCAAAUCUCUACCUUCUCUUCAGUCCCCUUUCUCUUCUCCAACACUUCGGAGGUCAGUCUCGCAAAUGGGUUCUCUUCAAUCUCUGCUUCCCUUGCACACAGCUGUCUCUUCGGCUCGACUCACCUCUUGCCUCGGCAUCGACUCCAAGGGAUCCAGGUCGUUGUCUCAGGGUAUGCUUUGCAGUGCAAAUCCAGGGGUUUGAUUUUUGUAUUGUAUCCAACUAGGUCUCAGUGUGCCGCGAUAAUAGUCUGAUAUUGAGAAAAGGCAAAAAGAGAAUGAUUUCUUUCAUUGAUGAGAGUCAUGGCUUCUCUUCUACAGUGAUGCACUCUCAUGUGUCUCCUGAAUUUAUUUUUUUGAACUACUUGUGUACUGGGCACAGAGGUGCAACACUUGAAUUUCGGAAAAUUUCACAAUUCUCAUC